Cutaneotrichosporon oleaginosum is the source of this 938-nucleotide messenger RNA. RefSeq lists its product as uncharacterized. Lineage: Eukaryota; Fungi; Basidiomycota; Tremellomycetes; Trichosporonales; Trichosporonaceae. The record is from RefSeq and is a predicted model, not a curated record.
ACGGACGUGCCUUGAUUGUUGUAUGUGGCCGGGGAGUGGCACAAGAGCCGAGGGGGAAUUGGGAUGACCAAAAGUAGGUCAGGGAUGAGGACAGUUGUGAUCUUGAGAUCCAGCCUGCUUCCGGGGUGCGCGGCCAAUUUGAUAUGGGAAAUCACCUGAUUACCGCCACAAAGAUCAACUUGUGUGUGCCCCCCACUUUGGAAUCCCAGAUCAAUCCAGUCGGAUGAUUAUUAGGAACUACUCUGAGGAAUACAAUAUCCCAACCAGCCCUCGCUCAAUUCCCUCUCUUUCUUCUCUCUCUCUCUCUCUCUUUCAUAUCCAUCUCACUACUCUCCUCCAAAGGCUGCUUGACUUGCCCCCCCACUCGCCCACACGCCCACACGCUCACACGCUUACACCUCGCUCACACUUCCAAUCUACUUUCUCUUGCCCUCCCCUCCCUCCUCCCUCCCCCCGGCACGCGACGCUAUCCUAUAACGCGUCCUCGCGAUCGAUCAACUCGCUGUGCCUGGAUUCAUAUUCGGCACCUACUGUACAUCCAUCCAUCCACCCUCCCUCCAGUGUCAUUCACCAACUCCACUUUCACUCACUCAACCACUUGACAGACCUCUCACACGCACACCACCACAGGCCUCUGCCACUCCCACUCCCACUCCCACUCCCACUUCCACUCCGUGCUCUGCCCCCCGCCGCAUGUGCUCUGCCAUAACCCACCCCACACCCACAAUGACCACUUUUGCACCCUUCCAGCAGAUCCCCCAGCCCCUCGCAGGCAUGUCCACCAAGCCCAAGCGCAAGCGCACAUUCGACGACGAGCCCGACCAGGACGAGGUCAUGGGUCUCGAUGCUACAAAGGUGAGUCGCACAAUUGAGGUUUGAGGCGCGUCAAAAGGGUAUGAGGAAACCAGGGUAUUCGGUCACCCCGGUCCCGUGGGUUA